Molecule: messenger RNA, 624 nt
Organism: Dibothriocephalus latus
Lineage: Eukaryota; Metazoa; Platyhelminthes; Cestoda; Diphyllobothriidea; Diphyllobothriidae
Source: the annotation of a GenBank genome assembly
AUGACCAUGGACAGUUUUCCGCCAGAAGUUCAGUGCAUUUUGGCACUUACUUCUGCCUGUCUUAGUGCUGCAAAGAUCACUCAAAGGGCCAUAAAGCUGAUGGAGCUGCAUGGCUUUGCCAAUUCACCACUGGCCUCACUACGUACUCCUCCAGUUCCUCCUACGUUGCCAGUGCUCUGGACGGCAAGUCGUGUUCACGAAGAUCGACCUGGUCCAUGUCUUCCAUCAGAUCCCUAUAGCUCCAAAGGACACUUCGAAUUCUGCCGCCGCAAUCCAUUUGGUCUCCCUGAGUUCCUGUGCAUGCCGUUGGGAGUCCGUAACCUUAAGUUAAAAUCUGCCGUAUCGUGCUACAGCACAUUUGGACAGGAGCUUCUGCCUGUCUACCUCGCUGUGAAACACUUCCGGAACUUCCUUGAAGGCAAAGACUGCACUGUGUCCUCUGACCAAAAGGUCCUUUACUUCGCUUUCAAGUCAAAUACCGGCAAAUUAAACCCCCAGGAGAUUCGCAAAGUGGACUAUAUUUCUCAGUUCAUCCGAUGUAUACACCACAUCGACAGGUCACGCAAUGAGAUAGCUCAUGAACUGUUAAGGCCCCCAUUUGUUCAUCUGCAACUCUUUCCCUAA